AUGGCCUAUGAUUUGGAACAAAUUCUUCAUGUUAAACGAAAAAAUAUGAUAGACAAUAAUGAAGUGUUGAUAACUUCAGUAUUAAGUGAAAAUAUUAUUGGACAUAUUUUGCGUAAAAUUCUUAAGGCACUUUCAUAUUUACAUCAAUAUGCUUUACACAAUAAUUUGAUUACACGAUCAAUUAUUGUUACGGAAAAUUGUGAUAUCAAAUUGACUGGUUUCAAAUGGACAGUGUUAAAAACUGAAGAUAUUCGAAAGGCUCUUAGUUUGCGGAAUAAUCGUUUCUUCGGGCGACCAACGCAAUGGGCACCGGAAGAAGCUCUCAAUAAUAUUGAAAAUUACGGACCACAUACUGAACUUUGGCAUGUAGGAUUAUUAAUACCGGAAAUGGUUACUGGUGAAACGUUUCAUUUGACUAAUACGAUGUAUUCGAAGGAUGUGAAACAAUAUGCUGAACAACUUUCAUUAAGUUCAGAAAUUCUACGAUUAUGGCAUUGUUUAAUGCAACCAAAUCAUGAAAAACGGCCAACCAUUGGCGAACUUCUUGAUCGAAAAGUCUUUAAAAUUAUAAAAUCAGUUGAUAAAUCAGAAAUUCGAGAAGUUUUGCUUGCUAGCGCAAAAAAGUAUCGGGUAACUCCUGAUGAGCUACCAGAGCCGUUACAAAAAUGGAUUCAACUAGUAAAUUAUUCGCGUGAACGCGGGGCAAAUGAUGUUACGCGUUUAGAAUCCUUAUAUCUUGGUAUGGGUCGAAAUGAAUUUUUCUCCUCAGUAAGCUACAAAGACGAAAUUGAUGAUGAAAAUCCAAUGUAUAAAAUUGAUUUCCGAAAAGUACCGAAUGAUUUAUUACAAUGUGUUUGUAUUGUAAUACUCAAAAAACGCAAGAAGAAAGCCGCAUUAGCUCUUACAGUACACUUAGAUAUAAAUACCACUGAUAUGUGUACUGUUGUUUGUCGAAAUGUUUAUAAGUUUGUGCAAAGUGAAGUAAUAGGAUUUAUUAAUUACGUUCGAAUUAGUUUGGAAAUAAUUGAGAUCUUGAAGCAACGUGAACAAACACGUGCAAAGCAUAGAAGUUGGCAAAUUUUUUUGGAAGAAGAUGAAAUCAAUGAAUUGGAAACUGUUGCGCAAGUUCAUAUAAUAUUUGAUGGCUUAACCGCUCGAAAUGUUUUGGAGAAGGCAGAAAAAGGAAAUUUCGAAUUUAAAGAUUUCAACAUGAUCGAUUCACCGGCACUUGAAACAUUUGCGCAACAUAUAACAAAUGAUUAA
This is a messenger RNA of Brugia pahangi, 1263 nucleotides long. NCBI's taxonomy places the organism in Eukaryota, Metazoa, Nematoda, Chromadorea, Rhabditida, Onchocercidae. The record is from the annotation of a GenBank genome assembly.